UCUCCAUUAAAACCCUUUCGUUUUUUAUAGUCCUCACAUUUCAUGACAUUCGACGUCUCCGUUCCCAAAAUCCUAAUUGUUUUUGUUAAUUUGAGGUUAUUUUCAGUGGUGCUCAACGAUCCAUUCAUCGAAUGGUUACUUCUUGUGUUUGAACUUCGAAUUUUGAAGGUGUUUAGGGUUUUGGGAGUGAAAGUCGAAGUCUUGGUUGCUUUGUUUGAGAAUGGCUUUGUUAAUUAGAGUUUAUGUUCUAUUGAUUCAAUUGUUGGUGGUGGGGUUUGUGACUGGCAAUGUUGUUUUGAUGGGGAACAACAUUUCUAUGUCCUUUGAUGACAUGGAGGCUAACUUCACUCCUAAGAUAAAAGGAUCCGUUGAAAAUGGGGUCUUAUACUUGGCUGAUCCUAUAGAUGCGUGCUCUCCAUUGAAGAACAGGGUGGUUGAAGGUUCAAAUUCUCCAUUUGCGUUAAUUAUUAGAGGAAUCUGCUCUUUUGACGAUAAAGUAAGAAAUGCACAAAAUGCUGGAUACAAAGCGGCUAUUAUAUAUGACUGUGAAGAUGGUUUCCCCCUAGUCGAAAUGAGAGGAGCCCAAGAUGGCAUCAAGAUAUAUGCGGUCUUUAUAUCGAAAGCCUCAGGAAAAAUACUGAAGGAAUACGCAGGUCGUUCUGAUGUUGAGACAUGGAUCUUACCUGACUCCGAAAACCGUCCAUGGUCUGCGAUGACUGUUUCUUUCUUAUCGCUACUUGCCAUGGUUUUUGUGAUGGCUACAUGUUUACAUGGACACAACGCUGUACGUGAAAGGUUUAUAGCUCCUCAACUCCAAGAGUUUCAUGGAAUGAGUGGUAGUUUGGUGAAAGCAAUGCCGAGUGUGAGAUUCACAUGUGCUUUGGAGGAUAAUUGUACUUCGAGUACUUGUGCUAUUUGCCUCGAAGACUAUAGUACUGGAGAAAGGCUUAGAAUUCUCCCAUGUCGUCACAUGUUCCAUGCAAUUUGUGUUGAUUCUUGGCUCACAUCAUGGAGAACAUUUUGCCCUGUGUGCAAACGGGAUGCCAGGACGAACAUCAACAUCCCCCCAGCCUCAGAAUCUACUCCUUUGCUUUAUUCUGAUUCCCAAUCUUCAUCUUCAUCAAUACCAAUUUCUUCCUUGGCAAAAUCGUUACACACACCAGUAGUCUUAUCUCCAUCUUCUUUGUGCACUACUCAUCAUAUGGCUAGCUCAUACAGAUCCUACAAUAUCUCACCUGAUCUAUGUAUGAACAUAAACUUUUCAGGACAAAGAAACAUAUGUGGAAUGUCGCACCAUAUAUCUCCACAUUCUAUAGGUCUCUCCUUGCCCUCUUCUUACAGUUCGAGCUCUUCACGAGGUUAUAAUUCGAGUUGAAGCAAUGCAUCUCCCGAGUUCUCUUGCUGGAUCAUCCGGUCACUGUUGAUACUUGCGACGUUAUUGACUAACAAAGCUGUUGUUACAGUAAUUUGUGCUUUAAAAACAGGGUGGAAAAUAGUAGGCUUUUGCAACUUGGAAACCAUAUCAU
Asparagus officinalis (garden asparagus) is the source of this 1526-nucleotide messenger RNA. Its product is annotated as receptor homology region, transmembrane domain- and RING domain-containing protein 2-like. NCBI's taxonomy places the organism in Eukaryota, Viridiplantae, Streptophyta, Magnoliopsida, Asparagales, Asparagaceae. The transcript has 4 exons. Bases 221 to 1375 code for a protein of 384 amino acids. The record is from RefSeq and is a predicted model, not a curated record.